Messenger RNA from Herpailurus yagouaroundi (jaguarundi), 906 nucleotides. RefSeq names its product GrpE like 1, mitochondrial (gene GRPEL1). Gene Ontology annotation, biological process: protein folding; protein import into mitochondrial matrix. Gene Ontology annotation, cellular component: PAM complex, Tim23 associated import motor. Bases 80 to 733 code for a protein of 217 amino acids. Lineage: Eukaryota; Metazoa; Chordata; Mammalia; Carnivora; Felidae. The record is from RefSeq and is a predicted model, not a curated record. The transcript is spliced from 4 exons. Gene Ontology annotation, molecular function: protein homodimerization activity; adenyl-nucleotide exchange factor activity; protein-folding chaperone binding.
CGAGGGGGCGGGCCAGCGGCCUCUACGCCUGCCUGGUGCGUGCGCAGUGACGGCGGCGGCGGCGGCGGCGGCGGCAGUCAUGGCGGCUCGGUGCGUGAGGGUGGCGCGGCGUAGCCUCCCGGCUUUGGCUCUGUCUCUUAGAUCCUCUCCUCGGCUGUUGUGCACCGCUAUGAAACAGAAGAACAGCGGCCAGAACCUGGAAGAGGACGUGGGUCAGAAUGAACAGAAGACAGAUACUCCCUCUGCAGAGAAGAUACUCCUGGACGAGAAGGCCAAGCUAGAAGAGCAGCUGAAGGAGACCGUGGAAAAAUAUAAGCGAGCUUUGGCAGAUACUGAGAAUUUGCGACAGAGGAGCCAAAAAUUGGUGGAAGAGGCAAAAUUAUAUGGCAUCCAGGGCUUCUGUAAGGACCUGCUGGAGGUCGCAGACAUCUUGGAGAAGGCGACGCAGAGUGUCCCGAAGGAGGAGGUUAAAGACGACAACCCGCACCUGAAGAACCUGUAUGAGGGGCUCGUGAUGACGGAGCUCCAGAUCCAGAAGGUGUUCACGAAGCACGGCCUGCUCCGGCUGGACCCCGUGGGGGCCAAGUUUGACCCCUAUGAGCAUGAGGCCUUGUUCCACACGCCGGUGGAGGGGAAGGAGCCGGGCACGGUGGCGCUGGUCAGCAAAGUGGGUUACAAGCUACACGGGCGCACCCUGCGGCCCGCCUUGGUGGGGGUGGUGAAGGCGGCGUAGCGGCCGCCGCAGGGCUGCCCUGGGUCCUGUGAGAUCGUUUGCUGUAACUCCUGAAAGGUUGGCUCAUCUCUUCUCUACUUUUGACCCUUUCCCAAAUCUUGUUGGAAAACUGUAGUAACCAGCGGCUAAACAGAGAAUUCAGCCGGUUGCACAGAUGUGUGAAUGACCUCUAA